Molecule: messenger RNA, 6173 nt
Organism: Diabrotica balteata
Lineage: Eukaryota; Metazoa; Arthropoda; Insecta; Coleoptera; Chrysomelidae
Source: the annotation of a GenBank genome assembly
GUUAAUAAAUGGCUACUUCUCUAGCAGAACAGCUUCAGCGUUUAGCUGUACCACAAACAUCUAUUCUAACUCGGGAUAAAAAGCGACCUUCCUUACUAUUUGAUCAAAAGGAAGCUGCCACGCUUAGCAGAGAAACAAUAUAUCAAAUAGGAUUAGAAGGCUUAGAAGAGUUAGUGCAAAAGAAUGAAACAUUUGCUGAAUUUGAACAUACAUUAUUUCACCUGACAUCAAAACAAUUUGAAAGAUCUGUUCAAACUGCAGAAGCCAAUGAAAAACUUAAUAAGUCUUUAAAAAAGUUUCUAUUAUUGUCAGCUCCGUACUUCAUGUUAAACUCUUGUCACAAAACAUUAGAAUGGUUAAUUAACAGGUUUUCUAUUCAUGAAUAUAACAGAGAUGAUUUGUUGUUGUUGAGUUUGCCUUACCAUGAAUCAAACAUAUUCGUUAGAGUUAUCCAACUGUUUAAGUUUAAGGACACUAGAGACAGUUUUUACUUUUUAAAACAACUUCAAAAGCCUGGUGCACAUUUACCCAAACAAAGUUUGUUGAAUCAUGCCGCCUCAAACAGUGGAUUUCUUAAAGUGAUUUCUAAAUAUAUAAAAGAUUUAUUAAAGCAUCAUGAAAAGCCAGAAAUUUUGACUGUGGCUUUUAACUUUUAUUGCACAAUAUUUACAGGGACCAUUGAGUUAUCUGAUAAAAUAACUGAAGAUCAAGUGUCUCAGAUGCUACCAAUGUUAUUGAAGGGAUUAAACUCUACAGUAGCAGAUUUCUGUGCUGGUAGCUAUGUUAUUACAGCUAGAUUAGUAUCUAAAACCAGCUUCUCAGAUAAACUUCUAGAUAAAUUUGUAGAAAAGAUUUCAGAAGUUCCUGUCCCUACUUUAAAAACUGAGGCAAUUUUAGUUCUUUUGGUUAUUUACCAAUCACAGAGCCAGUACAAAUCAAUUCCUCAAGUUGCUACUGCUAAUCUAUCAGAAAAACUUUGGCUGCCUAAAACUUUGUAUAAUUUGCAAUCCUCUGGCAGUUUUGUUUAUCCUUUUUUAGAAAUUAUUCUGAAAAAUUUUGCAUAUGAAGGAGUUAACAAUGAUUUUAAAUUGGCUAGAGAAAUGAUUAAGGCCUGUUUGGAUUACAUUAAAGUAAAGGACACAUUUGUAGCAACUGUUUUAAGUUGUAUCCUGGAUGCUGUUCCUGCUAAAAUGGACAUUUCCUCAGAAGCUAAAAAAUGGCUGACAGAAAUAUUUGAGUCAAUAGAAAACCAAUAUCCUUCUCCUUUUGAUAAGGAGAUAUAUAAAAUUUUAUCAGUAUCUACAAAUAAGACAUCAAUAAAAAGACGAAAAUGUCUUUCAAAAAUUUUAAAAAAUACCACUACUUAUCAAGGAAAAUUUGAUAUUUUUAACAAACUUUAUCAUCCUAAUCCAGCUAUAAGAACUGAAGCAUUAACAUUUUUAUUAGAUGAUUAUGAUUCCCUCAGAGAUAAUGACAAAGAAAUAAUAAAUAAUUCCUUUGUAGACAGACUAAGAGAUGAUGAUGUAACAGUAGUCAAAAACACACUUAAGGUGAUUAAAAAAACUGGAAUAAUGGAUAGAGAGAAUUUAAAAUCUUCACUUAUCCAUCUUGCAGAAAAAUAUCAGAAGGACAAAGAUAAUUGGGAUAAAGUUUGUAGUAUCGUAUUAGAAAUGUUGACUUCAUUAUAUCCACCAAAUGACUGGGAAGUAUUUUUAACUGUGUUUCCAUUUUUGUUACCUACAGAUUCCAAAGAUCUGGGAAAAGCUAAAGAAGUUCUAAAUUCACCUUUUUUAGUUGGUCAUGAUUUGUUUAAGAAUCAAAUACUCAACCUGAAAACUAUAUCUGACAGAAAAACUUUUGUUAAAGUGGUCAUUGAAGCAUUGGAUAAAAACACAGAUGUUGAAAAUGUUAAGUCUUUUAUAGAAAUGUUAAAGAAAAUACCUGAUGAAUCUUGGAAUAGUUUUAAAAGAUAUGUAUCAUUUUUGAUAGUUACUCAUCUUCUACCUAAAAACUCAAGUUUAAAAACUGGUAAUAUUAUUUUGGAUAUUUUGUUAAGCUUUUAUAAGGGUUCGGAAGUUAAAUUUGAACAAACUAGCACAAUAGAUGUUUAUAUAAAGCAAGCGCUUCUAGGAAACUUUCCCAUUCGAGGUUUCUUGAAAUGUUUAGAAAAUCUCACAAAAAAGAUAGAGAAACCAAAACUUACAGUACAGGAUUUUUCACUUGAUCAUACUGAAAAUAAAUUUAUUGUAAUGAUUACAAUUAUAUUGGUAGACAAUAACGAAGACUUCCUAAAAACAUUGUUACAUAGAUAUUGUCAAAAUUUGGAGGAAGAAAUAGAGUUCCUGCUAAAUUUAUGCAUCAAUAAAAAAUUGAAUUUAGAAGAUGAUUUCAGACAGAAUGUUCUUCGUUACAUACAGCGUAGUUUAAAAGACAAUGAAAACGCGAAACCUUUAAUAUUUCUUGAUAAAAGGAUUAGUGCUUUUUUAAUAGUUUUAUUAUCAGAUCCUAAUGCCGAGAUUCGAGAAGGAGUUAUCGACAUUAUGAACACCUUAAUUAAUGUAUCUAGUAAAAAAACUGUUUCAUAUUACCACCUUCUAAAUUAUAUUGUUAAAAAUAAGGAAGAAGUUAUUAUUGAUAAUGAACAACUACCAUCAAUUAUGUUCAAUCAUCUAGAUUAUUCUAACACAAAAAAAAAGACUUGUACAAAUGAUCUAAAUAUGAUAAGGAACCGUCUACUAAAAUUGUGUUACGACAAUGUUACUCCAUGCUAUCUUAAAGCAGGUAUUUUAAAAGUAUUAUCCUUAAUUACCUCCUUUGACAUAUUAGAAGAUUUAUCAGAUAUGGCUGUAGAGAUUCUAAAAAAUAGUGGUAUUGAAGGAAUACGAUCUUUCAACGCAAAAAUAAUUGGAUUUGUUGUGUCGAGAAUUGAAUCGAAGGUGAUAAAGAAACUCAAAUUAGAUUCUAGUACAUGGAAGUUAAUUGACACAUUUAUAAAAGAUGACAAAACAAAAUUAUACAAUGAGGACGAAGCCCAAAUAUCCCCUUCACUGCUUGUACUAAAUCAGUUAGACAAAGAAUUCUUUUCUGAACUGGAUAAUGAGAUCGUUGUAAAGAAACUAAUAGAUCUUAUAAUCGAAAUAUCCACUACCGCGCGUGAUCCUGAAGUACUGCCGGCUGCCAGUAAGAUUUUCAAACAUAUUGAUCUGAAUGCAGAUUGGAUUAAAGAGCAACUAGUUGCUAUGAGGGAGGUCCAGUCUCCUAAACUUGACGAAAGUAAGCGUAAGAGGAGGAUCGGUGUUGUACCGACAGCAGAUAUAUUGGAUACUCUAGAGUGGAGAAAAGGUAUUACGAUAUUGGAAUUUAUUCAAGAUAAAAAGAAAAUAAGAAAUUCUGAGAUGAUAGUGCCAAUAUUUUUCGAUCUUCUUAAACGUUGUCUAGAUUUUGAUGAGCAAAGCGCUGUGGAAUAUCCAAAACAACUUUUACUUUCUAUCAUUCUGCAUUGCUGUACAAAAAUCGAAGCAAAGAUACCCGAAAACGUUUUUAAUGUGGAACUCAUUGUUCAGUGUAUAAGAGCCUCCCAGAACCCUCAAACACAUCAUCAUGCAUUGCUGGUAUUAGCGCACACUGCACAUAAUAUUCCCAAUCAAGUUUUGCAUAAUAUUAUGGCUAUAUUCACAUUUAUAGGAUCAUCAGUGCUGAGACAUGACGAUGCUUAUAGUUUUCAGAUUAUUUCAAAAAUUGUUGAUACAAUUAUUCCCAUAAUAGUCUCUAGUGAUGAAGAAGAAAAUAAGAUUCAGAACAUUUCCAAUGUUCUUCGAGUCUUUGUAGAUGUAAUUCUUGACGUACCAGAGCACAGAAGAAUACCACUUUAUAAACAACUUCUGGAGCAGAUAGAAGUUAAGAAUCACCUGUAUCUAUUUUUACUAUUAAUUUUUGAAGCUCAAGUUACACAUGGUGCUCACGACAAACAGAGAAAAGAAAAUUCUCAGAAAAGAUUAGAUAUAGCUGCAGAAUUAUGUAGGGAAUUUUCCCCAGAGAUUGUCAUUGCCAAUGGCAUCUCCCUAGUAAAAUAUUUGAGUAAAUUACCAGAUGAAAAAGAGGAAAAUAUGGAAAUAGAUAGUGAUGUAGCGACUAUCUUCAACAUCGCUUCUCAUACGCCUAAAGACUUUAGACAUUACAAAUAUGUGUUGGUAAAAUCCACUGGUAAUCUAUUAGGUUCUCCAGAGUUUGUAAAUCAAGUUGCUUCCCUUAGCGAUGAAGAUGAACUUACCCUGGAACCUUUGUUUAAAGAGAUGAUCGUCAACACGCUCCAAUAUAUACAAAGAAUAUCUAAAGUUUCCGAUAAAGCUUCGAAUACACCACAAGCGCAUUACUGGAAAGUUUUGUUACAUUUGAGUUACGAUAUUUUGGACAGUGUUAACGCUCUUCUGACUCCACAGAUGUUUCUACUGGUAACUAAAGGCCUGAUGAUACACACAUUAUCGACUGUUAGGAGAAGAGUUUUGGAAUUGUUAAAUAAUAAAUUACAGCAUAAUUCACAAUUUUUUGAAGAAUGUAGUAAAAAUGAGUUAUAUUCGUUGAUUAGGCCCAUUAUAACAAUAAUACAAGGUCUAGAUGAAGAAGUCGACGCCGAGCAGGAAACAAUAAUACAAACAGCUUUAUUGUCUUUAAAACUACUGGUUAAACUUCUCGCACGGCAAGAACCUGAAAAAUUUGUUCAAAUCCUAGACUUCAUUACAGGAGUGUUAAAAUCCGGUAAAGCUCAAAACAACGUGCUUGCCUCAGUAGUUCUUUGUCUGGCUGAGCUAUGUAUUCAUCUCAAAGGUCACGCUAUUGCAAGUUUGCCAGAUUUCAUGCCUAUACUUAUUAAAAUUUUGAAACAACAGAAACACGAAGAAGUAUCUAGCGUUUUAUUAAAAAGUUUGAUUACGACUAUUGAAAAGAUUUUGUACAGCAUGCCUUUGUUUUUAAGUCCUUAUUUAGAGAAACUGUUAAUUGAAGUCUCCCAGUUGAUGUCCAAGUGGAAUCUAAAUAAAGACGAACAAAAGGUGCAACAACUAUCCACUAAACUAAAUAGCAUAAAACAAAAAAUAGGAACGACAAUACCCCUCAGAGUUCUUCUGCUGCCAAUAGAAAACUGUUAUAAUACACUAGUGGGCAGAAACUGUUUCCAUGCCACCAGCUCACUGCUAAAUAUCUUGGCAGAGAGUAUAACAAAUACUAACGGACUUGAUGUAAACAGCAAUUUAAACGAACUUACAAAUUUCUUUCUUAAUAUCCUUAAGUUCCGCACAGAACAGGAAUGUACACUAGAAGAUGCUAACAUGGUUGAAAGCCAUAUUGUUAAAGCUCUUACGGUUCUUAUUUUAAAACUUUCGGAAAAUACCUUCCGGCCGCUAUAUUACAAACUUUACGACUGGGCUGCGAGGAGUGACGUUAAAACAGAAAGACUGAUUACUUUUUAUAACCUUUCUAGCAAGAUAGCACAAUCACUUAAAGGACUUUUUGUAUUGUUUGCUGGCCAUUUUAUUAACAACGUAGCAGCCAUGUUAGAUGCUUGCAACAAGGUCAAAACUGAAGAACUUUACUUUGAUGAUCAAGAAAAAAAUAUAUUAUUGUUGCAGAAUAUACUAUCAACGUUAGAUGCGGUAUUUUUGUAUGACAACCAUAAAUUCGUAAACAGAGAUAGAUUCGAUAUUCUAAUGCAGCCGUUAGUAGAUCAAUUGGAAAAUCCCCUGGGAGGCUUAGGUGAACUGAUAAAACGAAAUAACACAAUCUUAACACCAUGCUUAGUUAAUUUUUCAGUAGCUGUUGCUGAUGAUGCUCUUUGGAAGCAAAUGAAUUACCAGAUUUUACUGAAAAUGCGACAUAAUUCACCUAAAAUUAGAUUGGCAACAUUGCAUUGUGUUACAGAGAUAGUUAAAAAACUGGGCGAAGAUUUCCUUCCAUUACUACCGGAAACUAUUCCAUUCCUGGCUGAGUUGCUGGAAGACGAAGAAGAGGAUGUAGAAAAGGCUUGUCAAAAGGCAAUACAAGAAAUGGAGAAAGUGUUAGGAGAACCUUUACAGAAGUAUUUUUAAGCUUUACCUAAUCUAUAGGUAUAUUUUGUUUUUUAUAUAUUUUAAUAAAAAUUGUAUAUAAGAGUUCUGUAAUAAAUUUUUCUGUCAUUUUAA